AUGUCGUCUCGUCGCCUGCGGCCCACGACCGCCUUCUCCACGGCCGUCCUGCUGUCGCUCGCCACCGUCGCCAUGGCCCAGAACUCGUCCUGCAUUUCUCUGGCCGGCUCCACCCAGUGCCCUGCUUUCAACACCGCUUCCGUUUCCACCGGCGAUUCUCUGACCGGUCUCUUUCCAUUUCUCGCAUACGUAUCUGACACGGACUCGUUCGACCAGUAUCUUGCCGCCUACGUGCAAUCCAGCUUUGUGCAACAGAGAUAUGUCCAGCUGCUGGGUUGUUCCAACAUCGACCUUGACAACACCACCAACGUCUAUGCCAGAUACACUACUAGCGUAUUGUGUAAUGCUAUUGUACAGAACUCAAUUGACGACUGCUCCUUGUCCGACGAUGAAUCCCGCCCGCUCUGCGCUGACACCUGCGCCGAAUAUGCCAUCAGCGAGCAGGAAAUCGCUGCCGCCCCGGCGCUUUGCGGAACGACGAGCGACAAUGUCAAUACGCAGAUCCGUGCUGACUUCACCAACUGUGCUCUUCCCGCCAACUCCCUUACUGGUACUUGCAUCUCAGGCGUCCAAAAUGAGCCCAACAAUUGCGGCUAUCUCGACAACCUCCAAGGCCUGUGCUCUUUCUGCGCCUCUAGCUCUCCAAACGCAACCGAUUCGUGCUGCAACAACUCCAACGUGAACGAACGUUGUCAAAACGUGGAGCUGCCGACAACGACUUCCAUGCCCCCACUGUUCACGAGCUCGACAGCCAGCCCAACCGCAACAUCGGCCGCAGGAAAUGGAAGCGGUGUUCGGCGCGGCCUCUCUCCGGGUCAGAUCGCUGGCAUUGUCAUCGGCGCUGUCCUGGGUGCUGCACUUCUGUUGACCUUUAUGAUUUGCGCCUGCAUCAUCUUCCGACGGCGUCGGGCAAGUCAAGUCGGCAGCGUCUUCAACACACCCUCGCCAUCACGUGGGAACACAGUCGCACCCGCCAUGUCGUACUCUAAUAUGCGCGAGCAACCACCCAUCCCUCCUACUGGUCGUGUCGCUCGCAUGAAUGCCCUCGAAGAGACGUCGAGCUCUGAUCCAUACAGCAGCCCUCGCGAAGGCCACAGGUACGGCCAAUCUGAUGGAUCUGGUGGAAGCCCGCGCUCUGCAGUCGUCGCUGCCGGUAGAUUGCCAAAACGCAAUGGCUCCCUCUCUAGCUCAUCCAGGCUUAAUAUUGGAGACGAGCCUCGCUCUCCCGAACCGAACAGUAACGACGAGGAGUUUUCGUCACCUGAGAUGGGCAGUGGCCAGUCGGAACAGCUACCUUUCUUCAAGGAUUAUUAUUCGCAGGACGAAAUUAGGCCCGGCGACUCAGUCGCUGUCUUGUGGGCGUACCAACCUCGCGCCAACGACGAAUUUGAUCUCGAGAGAGGCGAAAUGAUCAAGGUGAUGGGAAUUUGGGAUGACGGAUGGGCUACUGGGAUGAAGAUAACACAAACUGCAGAUGAUUGGGACGCAGACAGAAAGAUGCAGCGCGAUAGCGGAAUGUCAAACGGCAGUCAACGUCUAGUGGAGACUGUGGGCGAGGUCAAGGCCUUCCCGCUUGUCUGUGUUUGUUUACCUCAGCAUUGGAGGAAAACGAUAGACGGCGACUCCUCCGCGGGCGAUUCUGACAGGCCACCAACUCACAGCCCCUGA
Messenger RNA from Lasiodiplodia theobromae, 1668 nucleotides. RefSeq names its product Sh3 domain protein. Gene Ontology annotation, molecular function: protein binding. NCBI's taxonomy places the organism in Eukaryota, Fungi, Ascomycota, Dothideomycetes, Botryosphaeriales, Botryosphaeriaceae. The transcript is spliced from 5 exons. Bases 1 to 1668 code for a protein of 555 amino acids. The record is from RefSeq and is a predicted model, not a curated record.